Halichondria panicea is the source of this 1807-nucleotide messenger RNA. Its product is annotated as WD40 repeat-containing protein SMU1-like. Gene Ontology annotation, molecular function: protein binding. The transcript is spliced from 11 exons. The coding region runs from base 115 to 1659 and encodes 514 amino acids. The record is from RefSeq and is a predicted model, not a curated record. Gene Ontology annotation, cellular component: precatalytic spliceosome. Lineage: Eukaryota; Metazoa; Porifera; Demospongiae; Suberitida; Halichondriidae. Gene Ontology annotation, biological process: mRNA splicing, via spliceosome.
GCGACCUGGAAUCGAGGCUAUGUUGAGUAUGACAAGACUUGUCACAAGUCUAGUUAACGAUUCUUACCAGACAAACACGUGCCUCUAGUGUAUAGUAGUUUGGGAGCAGCAAACAUGACUACAUUAGAGAUAGAAUCCACAGAUAUAAUUCGGCUGGUUGAGCAAUAUCUGAAAGAGAACCAUUUGCUCAGGACUCUAGCAACAAUUCAGGAUGAGACGGGGGUAACUCUAAACACUGUGGAGAGUAUUGACGGGUUUGUGUCAGAGAUCAACCACGGUCACUGGGACACUGUGCUGCAGGUGAUCCAGAGCCUCAAGCUACCCGACAAGACACUCAUAGAUCUGUACGAACAGAUUGUGAUUGAGCUGAUAGAGCUUCGUGAGCUGGGUGCAGCAAGGUCACUGCUGCGUCAGACUGACCCAAUGAUCAGACUCAAGGAGGAGGAGCCUGAGAGAUACAUACACCUAGAGAAUAUGCUCGCCAGAUCGUACUUUGACCCCAGAGAGGCGUACCCAGAGGGCAGCUCUAAAGAGAAGCGACGUGCUGCCAUAGCGCAGGCUCUAUCUGGAGAGGUGUCAGUGGUACCACCCUCCAGACUCAUGGCACUGCUGGGUCAGAGCCUCAAGUGGCAGCAACACCAGGGACUGCUGCCUCCUGGAACAGUCAUUGAUUUGUUCAGAGGCCGUGCUGCCAUUAAAGAUCUUGAGGAGGAGAAAUAUCCCACCUUACUCAACAGGACGAUAAAGUUUGGCACCAAGUCAUACCCUGAAUGUGCAGCAUUCUCUCCGGACGGUCAGUACUUGGUCACCGGGAGUGCCGACGGUUUCAUUGAGGUGUGGAACUUCACCACGGGGAAGAUAAGGAAAGAUCUCAAGUAUCAAGCACAGGAUAGUUUCAUGAUGAUGGAGGACUCUGUGCUGUGUGUGGCCUUCAGUAGAGACAGUGAGAUGCUUGCCACUGGGUCACAUGGAGGGAAGAUCAAGGUGUGGAAGCUGCAGACUGGUCAGUGCUUGCGUAGAUUCGAGCGUGCUCACUCUAAGGGGGUCACAAGUGUACAGUUCUCACGAGACGGCUCUCAGCUGCUCAGUGCUUCUUACGAUCAGACGAUUCGUAUCCAUGGUCUCAAGUCUGGGAAGACGCUGAAAGAGUUCAAAGGUCACACGUCGUUCGUGAACAUGGUGACGUUUGUUCCUGACUCUCCGCAGAUUUUGUCGUGCAGUAGCGACGGCAGUGUUAAGUACUGGAACUUGAAGACGACCGAGUGCAUCAACACGUUCAAGGGUCCGCCCUCGGGGGGUCAGGCUGACAUCACCGUCAACUCCGUCCAUUUUCUACCCAAGACUCCCGACCAGUUUGUCGUCUGUAACCGUAGCAACACUCUACUGCUCAUGAACACACAGGGACAGAUCGUGAGGAGUUUCAGUUCUGGUAAGCGUGAGGGCGGAGACUUCCUGUGCUGUAUACUCUCACCCCGAGGAGACUGGAUCUAUUGUGUAGCAGAGGACAGGAUUCUCUAUUGCUUCAGUACAACCACAGGGAAGCUGGAGCAUACGCUAGUGAUUCAUGAGAAAGAUGUCAUUGGUAUAGUGCACCACCCGCACCAAAACCUCAUCGCCACCUUCGGAGAAGACAGUCAACUCAGACUAUGGAAGCCCUAGCAACGGCACGCUAGAGUAACUCACUUUGUUCAUGAAUGCAUAUACAGUACAAUAAAGUCUGUUUAGUAACCUAGCUACUGAGCUUUUUGUUAUCAUUAUACCUUACUAAUACCUAAUUAAGGUGACAUAAUAUUUUCCCGGGUAUUAA